Grosmannia clavigera kw1407 is the source of this 3462-nucleotide messenger RNA. RefSeq names its product ABC multidrug transporter mdr2. Lineage: Eukaryota; Fungi; Ascomycota; Sordariomycetes; Ophiostomatales; Ophiostomataceae. Gene Ontology annotation, molecular function: ATP binding; ABC-type oligopeptide transporter activity; RNA polymerase II C-terminal domain binding. The transcript has 6 exons. Bases 1 to 3462 code for a protein of 1153 amino acids. Gene Ontology annotation, biological process: transmembrane transport; mRNA 3'-end processing. Gene Ontology annotation, cellular component: membrane. The record is from RefSeq and is a predicted model, not a curated record.
AUGGCAUACACAGAUGAUGCCGUUCUGGCCAAGCUGUCGGCCCUGAACGAAACCCACGACAGCAUCGCCACUGCCGCCCAAUGGAUAAUGUUCCACCGACGACAUGCGGAACGAACUGUGCAGCUGUGGUUUCAGCGGCUGAAGGAUUCCCCAAGUCCCAAACGACUCAAUCUCGUCUACCUCGCAAACGAGGUGACCCAGCAAUCCAAGGCUCGCCAUAAGGAGGACUUUGUCGUGGCCUUUUCGCCAGUGAUCGCGGAAGCAAUAGCAUCCGCAUACAAGGGCGCGCCCUCGGAGGUGCAGAAUAAGCUUCGACGAGUUGUGGAUGUGUGGCGCGAACGGAACAUAUUUGAGGUGCCGAUUCAGACGGCUGUUGAGACCAGGAUAGGCGAACUGGACAAAGCCAAGGGUACAUCGCGACCAGCAUUUGGGGGCGGGUCGAUCUUCGGGUCAAGCUCAGGGCCACCGGUGCCAGCAGAACUUGGUCCAGUUGUGGCGUCGCAGCAGAAGCUGAGCAAGGUGCUGCUCUCGGCACAGGGAAGCGUCAGCGUGGCAGACGCGGACUUCCACAAGAUCAUGGACGGGACGCCACCGGCGGCACCAGUGUACGCGGCUCGGCUGAACGGGCUGAUGAAGAGCAUAGCGAGCGCGGAGCAGGCGAUGGGCCAGACGGUCAAGGCGCGGUCGGAGCUCAAGGCGGUGCUAGAAGGACUACUGGCGAGCUGCCAGACGGCACUGGAGGCAGAGGUGCAGCAGCUGACAGAACUGGGGCAGCGGAGGGCACACGUGGACGCAACGAAGCGCGACGUGGAAGACCGGAUCAUGCGCGGGCUGAAUGCGACGGACAACGAGGCCGGCCGAUCCAGCACAGGGGCUGGCCAGCCGCAGGAGCCACCGCGACCGGAAAUGGAGGCGCUGACGCCGCCGGCAACAGAACCAGACGAGACAGGCGGCGAGCCGUUUGCGGGAGUGGUGUCGAUAUCGGAGGUAGCUGAGCAGAUGACGGACAGCGCAGUGGUUGCGGAGCAGUCUCUGCCGGCGUCGAUCUCGUCGGCUUCCGGAAUCGAGAUCCUGUCACACCUUGCAUCACAGGCACAGCCGGUGUCAACGAAUGGAGCCCACAAGCGGCGACGGGUGUUGGAGGAGAAGGGCGACGAGGUGCCGGAUCUGGACGACGGGAUAGAUGCCGAUCACGCAGAUCUGCGGCGACGCAGCGAUGGUUUCCGGGGCCCUGCGGCGCCAGGGCGUGCUGCAACUCCGGGAACGCGCAGUGGUGGGUCAUGGAGGCAGCGAGCCGUGGCCGGGGCGACGGGCAGCGACGUUGGUGACGACGAGGCGGGAUCCGUGGACACGGGCGGCAUCGAGCGCGGCAGGUGCUGUGGUGGCGGCAGCACGGAGGACGACAGGACGGCCAGGCUGGCUGGACAUGCGACCAGGACCGUUGAUGACAAUGCGACCAGGACCAGUGAUGACAGAACGGCGAGGGCCAGUGAUGGCAGCAGUACUGCCGAGCGGGCAGAACAGGCGACGCAGGUGAACCUGCAGGCACGGCUGUCCAAAGAGGGCAAGACGCAGAGCCGGGCGACGGCGAGCGAGGUGUGGCGGCUGGUGCGGAUAGCACGGCCCGAGUUCCGGUGGCUGGCGCUGGCGUUUGGCUUCCUGCUCUUCUCGUCGGCCGUGUCCAUGUCGAUUCCCUUUUCGGUCGGCCGGCUGCUGGACCUGGCGACCAAGGGCGCGGUGGCCGACGUGCGCGUGCUCGGCCUCACGCUCAACCAGUUCUUCGUUGCCUUUGGGGCCGUCUUGACGGUCGGGGCGCUCUCGAGCUUCCUGCGGAUUAUAAUCCUGCGCAUCGUCAGCGAGCGUGUCGUCGCACGGCUGCGCACCCAGCUGUACCGCCACACAUACACGCAGGAUGCCGAGUUCUUUGACGCCAACCGGGUGGGCGAUCUGAUCUCGCGGCUCAGCUCCGACACCAUCAUCGUGGGCAAGAGCAUCACGCAGAACCUGUCGGACGGCAUGCGGGCUGUCGUCAGCGGUUCGGCCGGCCUGGCAGCCAUGCUUUGGAUGAGCCCGCAGCUGACGAGCAUUCUGGUCGUCAUGUUCCCGCCCAUUGCCGUGGGCGCCGUGCUGUACGGCCGCGUCAUCCGGUCGGUCGCUCGGCGCAUCCAGGCCAAUCUCGGCUCGCUCACCAAGAUCGCCGAAGAGCGGCUCGGCAACGUCAAGACCAGCCAGGCCUUUGCCGGCGAGGUCCAGGAGGUCGCCCGCUAUAACCGCCAGGUGCGCCGCAUCUUUGCUCUCGGCCGUCGCGAGGCUCUCGUCUCGGCUGCUUACUUUGGCGCCAACGGCUGGUUCGGCAAUAUGACCAUCCUUGCUCUCCUCGUCGUCGGUGGCAAUCUCGUCCGUUCUGGUGCCAUGUCGGUCGGCGACCUCACCUCCUUCAUGAUGUACACUGCCUUUGCCGGCUCCAGCCUCUUUGGCGUCUCCGGCUUCUACUCGGAGCUGAUGAAGGGCGUCGGCGCUGCUGAGCGUCUCUUUGAACUGCUCGACCGUCAGCCUGCCGUUCGUGCCACCGUCGGCCGUCGCGUCGUCUCGGCGCAGGGUCCCAUCGUCUUUGACAAUGUCCGCUUCGCCUAUCCGACCCGUCCGGCCGUGCGCAUCUUUGACGGCCUCAGCUUCACCAUCCCCUCUGGCAGCAACGUCUGCAUCGUCGGGCCGUCGGGUGGCGGCAAGUCCACCGUCGCUAGUCUGCUGCUGCGCUUCUACGAUCCCACUGCUGGCCGCAUGGCCAUCAAUGGCGUCGAUGUCACCUCCAUGAACGCCAAGUCGCUGCGCCGUCGCAUCGGCAUGGUCUCCCAGGAGCCCGUCCUCUUCUCCGGCUCCAUCGCCGACAACAUCGCCUACGGCCGGCCUCAUGCUUCGCGUGCCGACAUCAUCGCAGCUGCCCAGCGCGCCAACUGUCAGUUCAUCAGCGACUUUCCCGACGGCCUUGAGACUGCUGUCGGCCCUCGUGGUGCUCAGCUUUCCGGCGGCCAGAAGCAGCGCAUCGCCAUCGCCCGUGCCCUCAUCAAAGACCCCGACAUCCUCAUCCUCGACGAGGCCACCUCCGCUCUCGAUGCCGAGUCUGAGACUCUCGUCAAUGCCGCUCUCGCUGAGCUGCUCAAGAGCCGCAGCACCACUAUCUCCAUCGCCCACCGCCUCUCCACCAUUAAGCGCUCCGACCAGAUCAUCGUCCUCAACAGCCACGGCACCGUCGCAGAGACCGGCCGCUACGCCGACCUCAGCGCCGAUCCCGCUAGCGCCUUCAGUCGCCUGAUGGAGUGGCAGAUGAGCGGCAGCGACCUGCCUGCUUCUGCCGUUGCCACCGCCCGUAUCGACGGUCACGUGACUGAGCGCGAGGAAAUCGAGGACGAUCUUGAGAAGCCCGACGAAACCGACGUUGACUCCAGCAAGGCUCGCCCCUGA